Chironomus riparius is the source of this 719-nucleotide messenger RNA. NCBI's taxonomy places the organism in Eukaryota, Metazoa, Arthropoda, Insecta, Diptera, Chironomidae. The record is from the annotation of a GenBank genome assembly.
GAGACUCCAUUCGUUAUUUAUAAUUUUGUGGAUAAUUUCGAUAUAUUAAAAGCAUUUAUAAGUCCAAAAUACUGUGAAUUAAGCGAUAAAGUUUUUCUGCAAAUCAAAAUCGGGCAUAGAAGCAACAUAUAGAAAGAUGGGCGAGCAGCAAUUUUUCUUGAAAUGGAAUGAUUUUCAAAACAAUAUGGUUUCAUCGUUCAAACACUUGCGUGACGAAAAGAGCUUUACCGAUGUAACAUUAGCUUGUGAUGGACAAACCUGCAAGGCACAUAAGAUGGUUCUUUCAGCCUGUAGUCCAUAUUUCAAGACUUUACUUGAAGAAAAUCCCUCGAAGCAUCCAAUCAUCAUUUUGAAGGAUGUCUCAUUUAACCACUUGCAAGCUAUUCUAGAAUUCAUGUAUGCAGGAGAAGUUAAUGUCUCACAGGAACAAUUACCUUCGUUCUUGAAAACAGCUGAUAGAUUAAAAGUUAAAGGCCUUGCAGAGACUCAAUCACCGUUUUCAAACAAACGAGAGGGUUGAUAAGCUAAUAACCAUAUCCCUCCGAGCUAUAAGAUAUUAAAAUCUCAUUAAAAACGCUCUUCAUUUUAUUCUUUUUUUAAUUUUUUUACUUUUCGGAUUAUUUUCUUUAAAAUUUUAACUUCAAAAAAAAAAACAAACUGAUAAGAAGAUUGAUAACAUUCGCAAAAUAUUUGAGUGUUUUUUUUAAAAAAAAUUGCAG